GGAGCUCGGGUCGGUCCGCGCCGGGCUUUGAAGGGGGCGCGGCCGCGGCGCGCAGGCGGCGGGAGAGCCCUGAGGGAAGGGCCCGACCCUCGCGCCGGCUGCCGCCCCGCGGCGUGGAUUUUCCCGCGCGGGGGGGCGAGAAAGAUCAAAAGUCCCGUUUGGCAGAGGGCGGUGGCGGUGGCGGGGCAAUAGCCGCGCUGGCCGAGGAGCAGCGGACCGGUCACUGGUACUCAACCUGGAAACAGUUCCCUCCCUUGCAUCGGAAAUUGCAGGCGGCUUUUCUAAACGUUCGCUCACACACACACGCACACAAAACCCCCUAAAGAAACCCCGCAUGGCGGUGAGCAGCGCAGAUCAGCUAAACCCGAUAAAACAGAUGCUUUUGUGCUCUCAGAGUUGUGCAUGUGCAUUUUUGGCCUCCGCUGAAUAUACUUUUAUUGUUCUGCAAUCAACUUUUCAAUAUUCCGGAUCUGAUGUGCUAGGAGCCAGUCUUACUUCUGUGGAGGUGUUAGCACAGACAGUGAGUGAAACAAACGGUGGAGAUGCGUUUAAAGAGGGAAUAAAUCACUGUCUUGCCUAAGGACAAUGCGGUUGAGGAUGAGAAGCUGUGGCCUGGGAAGCCAGUCAAAGGGAAGAAAACCACAGUAGAACUUUCCCCGGCUUGUUUUUUGGGUGCUGGUGCCAGAAGAAAAGAAUGAUUGAUGGGAAACAGACACCAGCCUGUAGACACUCAUCCUUUUGCUUCGGAUACUGAUUUAUCAGUGCAUCUGGGCAUCCCCUGCGAGCCCUGAACACGGAGGAUCACUCAGGGUUAUCGACAGUAGCUGAAGACCUGCAACUUCACAAAUUAUUAUCUGCUGUUGGACAUCUUUUACAAGAAGCCCUGACAGAUAAGUUAUAAGACAAAGGACAAGCGCUGCGUUGCUGUGAAAGGCUGUCAUCGGGGUCUGGGUGGCUUCUACCAAAGUCUUCAACUUAGUGAAAACAAACACCCUAUCCUAAUGCUUCACGUUUGAGUUGGAACCUAUUUUACAAAAUAUAUACAUGUAUAUGUAUAUAUACAUAUAAUCUAUAGACUGCACGUACGCCAGUACUGAGCAUCCUUACGACGGUGACAUAAAAGGAUUUAGAAAUGUAUUUGUCAAGAUUCCUGUCACUUCACGCCCUCUGGGUUACCGUAUCCUCCGUGAUGCAGCACUACCCUUCCGUGUGGGGACACUAUGAUGUGUGUAAGACUCAAAUUUACACAGAAGAGGGAAAAGUAUGGGAUUACAUGGCCUGCCAGCCAGAAGCCAGAGACAUGAUCAAAUACGUAAAAGUGACUCUGGAUCCCCCAGACAUAACGUGUGGAGAUCCUCCCGAGACUUUCUGUGCAAUGGGGAAUCCCUACAUGUGCAAUAAUGAAUGUGAUGCGAGUACCCAAGAACUGGCUCAUCCUCCGGAACUGAUGUUUGAUCUCGAAGGAAGACAUCCCUCCACAUUUUGGCAGUCCACAACUUGGAAGGAUUAUCCAAAGCCUCUUCACGUUAAUAUUACACUCUCCUGGAACAAAACCAUUGAGCUCACAGAUAACAUAGUUAUCACUUUUGAAUCUGGCCGUCCAGACCAAAUGAUCCUGGAGAAAUCGCUCGACUAUGGACGAACAUGGCAGCCCUACCAAUACUAUGCCACGGACUGCUUAGAUGCUUUCCACAUGGAUCCAAAAUCAGUGAGGGAUUUAUCACAGCACACAGUCCUAGAAAUCAUUUGCACAGAGGAAUACUCUACUGGGUACAUGACAAAUAGUAAAAUAAUCCACUUUGAAAUCAAAGAUAGAUUCGCUUUUUUUGCUGGACCUCGGCUUCAUAACAUGGCUUCUCUUUAUGGCCAGCUUGACACAACCAAGAAGUUAAGAGAUUUCUUUACCAUCACGGAUCUGAGGAUAAGACUACUUAGACCAGGAACUGGAGAAAUAUACGUAGAUGAGCAACACCUGGCACGCUACUUUUAUGCAAUCUCAGACAUAAGGGUAUACGGAAGGUGUAAGUGCAACCUUCACGCUACUGGCUGUAAAGAAGAAAACAAAAGACUACUUUGUGAAUGUGAGCAUAACACAACUGGCCCAGACUGUGGAAAAUGCAAGAAGAAUUACCAGGGCCGACCGUGGAGCCCUGGUUCUUAUCUGCCUAUACCUAAGGGCACUGCUAAUAUCUGUAUACCCAGUAUUUCCAGUAUUGGUAAUCCUCCAAAGUUUGAUAGGAUAUGGCCGAAUAUUUCUUCCCUUGAGGUUUCUAAACCAAACCAAGUUGCUCCUAAAUUAGCUAUCUCAACUGUUUCUUCUGUUCAAGUUGCAAACCACAAGAGAGACUGUGAAUGCUUCGGGCACUCCAACCGGUGCAGUUACAUCGAGCUGCUCAAUACGGUCAUUUGCGUGAGCUGUAAGCACAACACUAGAGGUCAGCACUGUGAGUUAUGCAGGCUGGGCUACUUCAGAAAUGCUUCUGCAGAGCUGGACGAUGAAAAUGUGUGCAUAGACUGUUAUUGUAACCCUUUUGGUUCAGUCCAUGAUCGCUGUAAUGACAGAGGAUUUUGUGAGUGUAAGGAGGGAACAUCAGGGCCUAAAUGUGAUAAAUGUCUGCCGGGAUAUAUCUGGCACAGCUUGGGCUGUCAACCAAACGUAUGUGACAAUGAACUACUGCAUUGCCAGAACGGAGGAACGUGCAUCAACAACGUGCGAUGCCAGUGCCCUCCGGCUUACACUGGCAUUUUAUGCGAGAAGUUGAAGUGCGAAAGGGACCCAGGAGGCUGCAGCCAAAACUCCGGCCAGGGGCCAAUAUCACACAGGCCUCUCUUACUGCUGACCGCUCUACUAGGAGCAACUGGACUUUGCGUAUGCUAGACUCUGGAUGGUUGAUGGCAUCACAUUCAGGCUGCUUCAAAGGAACGUGCCACAUGAAAACAAAACAAAACCCAAGCGUUUGCUACUGAAAUUUAAGGAGGAAAAGAGAGAGCAAAAAUAACCACAUACAAACUAAGGAGGCCUAACUGAACUAAGCCAUAUUCAUCAGUUACGGACAGGGCUCUGAGUCAAGACUGUUCACCUCUGACCCGAGGCAAGUUGGCAGCUGCCUAUUCUGUCAAGUCAAUGCUAGCUGCAAAGCUUACAUAGGACUGAAAUGGCUUUGACAGCCCCCAGAAUGGGAAGAGAAUUUAAAAAACACUUGCUAUUCCUAUGUGGUGCGCUACCGUACCUCCACCCGGUGUGUGGACCGACCAAAUAAAGGCAUUCUUUGCUGUCAGUGCAUUGUGGGUAUAAGGAAAUCUGUAAAAGCUGCCAUAUUGGCCUGCUUCAGUCCCGAAUCCUUUCCAACCUGUGCUUUAGUGAACGUUGCUCUGUAACCCUUGUUGGUUGAAAGAUUUCUUUGUCUGAUGUUAGUGAUGCACAUGUGUAACAGCCCCCUCAAUAAAACUCAAGCCAGUCAUAUCCUUGUAUACCUUAGCAGCACUGCAUCAGUAAGAUGCUGUGUUCACCUACUGUACAAGAGUGGCUAUAGGACAAAAAGUGUAUUUAUCCUUUUGUAUUCAAAUGAAGUUAUUUUUCUUGAAAUAAUGUACAAUGUAGAUUUUUUGUAUUAUUGCCUAUUUGUGUUACCAGACAAUUUGUUAAUGUAUUUAAUUCUAAUCAGAUAAGAGAAAAAUAUUACUUUUUAUUUAGUCCUUUUCUUUUUCCUUUCAUUUAAUUGUGCAGAGAUUUCUCUGUAUGGGCAACGUGCUGGCAUCAAAGAAUAUCAGUUUACAUAUAUAACAAGUGUAAUAAGAUUCCACCAAAGGACAUUCUAAAUGUUUUCUUGUUGCUUUAACACUGGAAGAUUUCAAAGAAUAAAAAUUCCUGCAUAAACAGUU
Molecule: messenger RNA, 3882 nt
Organism: Aquila chrysaetos chrysaetos
Lineage: Eukaryota; Metazoa; Chordata; Aves; Accipitriformes; Accipitridae
Gene: NTNG1
Product: netrin G1
Exons: 10
Coding region: 1133-2878 (581 amino acids)
Molecular function (GO): cell-cell adhesion mediator activity
Source: RefSeq, a predicted model, not a curated record